AUGGUGUUAGAGCUUUUAAGCGCGAUCUGCAGACGCCUGUACCUUACUAUUAUCGACCUGUAUAUGUUACCAGAGCUACGGUCGAUGAUAUUUGGGUUCAUGAAACAACGUCUUCAGGGAGGUGGUGCAAAUGUUGAAAAAGUUCACGACGGCCACGGAGGGUUUGUACCCACUUUGUUUGUCGACGGCGUCCCGCUGCCGCCUUUCCCGGGUCUACAAAUCAAUUUACAACGAAUUGACAAGUUUCAGGCCCGCAGUGACGAUAUUUGGAUCGUUAAUUGGCCAAAAUCAGGUACACAUUGGAUGUGGGAGGUAGUCAUGAUGUUGUCCUCAGGGCGAGCAAAAUUGAGAGACUCGGUAAAAGUAGGCGCCAUGUUCCCGGAAGCAUGCACGCUCCAGGCGGCAGAAAAGAUGACGUCACCGCGUGUCCUCGAUACGCAUGUGCCCUUAAAACUUUUCCCAAAGGCGGCUUUAAAAUCCAAAAUAAUCUACACUGUUCGUAAUCCCAAGGACGCGUGUGUGUCUUUCUAUCACCAUCAGAAAGGCAUGUCGAUGUACAGGCUUGACAACGUAUCGUGGGAAGGCACGUUAGAGUUAAUGAUUAACGGGAAAGCUUAUUACGGAAACUGGUUCGACCACGUGGAAGAAUGGUUGAAAGUUCUGGAGAACAAUCCAAACGCCCUCAUUGUGACGUACGAGGACAUGAAAAUGGAUUUGAAGAAACAAGUGCGCCGUGUGGCAGAAUUUCUGGGCUACAAACGAUCAGAGAAGUUCUACGAUGACGUAGCCAAGCUGUGUUCUUUUGGUAACAUGAAAAAAGAAAAAAGGGACAUCAAAUCGGCAUGGAGCAAAGAAAGUACAGGGAUAUACAGAAAAGGGACGGUGGGAGACUGGAAGAAUUAUUUCACGAUGGCACAGAAUGAGAAAUUCAACGAAAUGUACACUAGGAGGAUGAAGGACAUAAAUUUGGAUUUAAAAUUUGAACUUUGAACGAAUUUAAGACAACAAAUCUCAAAUACAAAUCAUAU
This is a messenger RNA of Lingula anatina, 1028 nucleotides long. Its product is annotated as sulfotransferase 1C2-like. Gene Ontology annotation, molecular function: sulfotransferase activity. Lineage: Eukaryota; Metazoa; Brachiopoda; Lingulata; Lingulida; Lingulidae. The record is from RefSeq and is a predicted model, not a curated record.